This is a messenger RNA of Bufo gargarizans (Asiatic toad), 2064 nucleotides long. Its product is annotated as WD repeat and coiled-coil-containing protein-like. The transcript is spliced from 3 exons. The record is from RefSeq and is a predicted model, not a curated record. Lineage: Eukaryota; Metazoa; Chordata; Amphibia; Anura; Bufonidae. Gene Ontology annotation, molecular function: kinase binding. Bases 1 to 2064 code for a protein of 687 amino acids.
AUGGACUUGGGACGAGCAAAGCUCCUGAGAUGUGGGAUGAAUGCCCUUCAUCAGGCCUUUCACAACAUCCAUGGAUUAGCUUGGACAGAUGGAAAACAGGUCAUCCUUACAGCUUUGCACCUCCAAAAGGACGCUGUAGAAUUUGGCAGCUCGGUGGUCAUCGGACAGUUUGAACAUGUUCAUGGCCUAUUUUGGGGCCCUGCAACUGAUCCUCCAGCAUUGCUAGCAGUUCAACAUAAGAAACAUGUCACCAUAUGGCAACUCUACUACAACCCAUUGGAAAAGAACAAACUAGUUGUCUCCCAGACCUGUGAGUAUGGAGAUCCUCUCCCCGUUCUUCCACAAGGAUGCAUAUGGCAUCCAAAAAAAGAUAUCCUAGUGGUGUUAACUAAGAAGGAUGUUUCAGUUUUGUAUACAGUCUCUAACAACAAUAGUAGCGUUAAAGCGGACAUUACAUGUAGUAGUGUAGUUCGAUGUGCUUGCUGGACAAAGGAUGGUAGUCGUGUAGUGGUAGCUAUGGAGGACUCUCUUCAUUCUUACACAUGGAAUGAUGACCUAAAGACCUUAAGUCCUUGUUCCUUUUGCCCCAUAUUUAAUAUUGAGGCACCGAUUGUUGCAGUUCAACCCAUUAUGGAUUACCAAGUGGUUGUGACUUCUGAAAUUUCAACAAAACCCCCAUAUGGCCAUUACAAAGAUUCUGAAGGAUCUGCUAUGCAAUCUUCUCUGCUGAUGUUGGAUGAAGAAUUAUCCAGGAACAGAAGGGUCUCUAUAGAUUCAGGAAAAUCAGAGCCAGUUGACAUGUUAAAGGUCUCAUCACUGAUGCCAACAGAAAUGUCCAAGAUGCUGGCCAGGCAUCGUAAAUCUGACCCCAGUCCACUCAUGUACUUAAGGCAGAGGAGCAUUACUGGUGAAAAUAAGACAGAAUUGUCCAAUCUUUUGCUAAUAACUUUUGAGAAGAACUCAACAACUACAAGAAAAGUAUCAAUACCAGGUAUCUCCUCCCCAGACAUCAUAGCUCUUGAUUCUCAUAGUGAAAGAGUUGCAGUAGCAUCUAACACUUGCAACCUGGUAUUGAUUUACCCCAUUGCUCCAUCAUGUAUGCCCAACAUUCAACAAAUUCGUCUAGAAGAGAAUGAAAGAGCCAAAGGACUAUCUUUUCUUACGGAUACAUUACUACUAAUCUUGGUUGGGAGACCAAAAUCCAGUGAUUUAGGCUUUCUGCAUAUAUUGGCUUCUGAAAAGUAUACUGUGCAGUUAGUGACAAGAAGUAUAUUGCCCAUUGAAUAUAUACCAUCUAGAAUAAACUGUGACCAGAAUUCAAUAUCUGACCAAUCUGGUUUGAACACUGGUUGUCUUAAAGCAUAUGACCUCAAUGUUGGCAAAGAGCUUUGGAUGCCAAACCAUAUCGGAAAUAAAUCUCCACGUAUGCAACGGAAAAUUAGAGAUCUCGUUCAAGAGGCAAGUGGAGACGAAAGCCCAACAUCAAGUCUCGAUGACUAUAAUGAAAAUAAACUUCUAGCAGAAUGUCCUGUAACUCUGGAGAACCUUAAAGCUGAGCCAACCGUACGGAGGCCUGUAAAGGGUAUAAAUAAAAAGAAACUGCACAGAUCAUUUUCUCAGAGGUCUAACGAUGACCUUCAAGAAACAAACGACAAUUAUUUAUCAGUAGGCACCAAUGAUGAUAUUGAGGGGAAAACAAAUUUUCAAGGUCACCCUUCAGGAACAAAAGAUUCUUCGAAGAUGUUUUCAAAAAGUUUGCCAUACCCAACUUCUGACGAUCCACCUUAUAUAUCCAUAAGUCAGCAGAACUCAUCCAAUGACCAAGCAAGCGAGGCGAGAGCUGUUCUCCUGUGUCAUGGAAAGCUUCAUUUCAGGACAUUGCAGGAGACCUUCCACUUUAACACCAUUGAAAUGAAAUUUGGUUCAAAGUGGAUCAUCCUCACCGAAGAUGGAGAAGGAUUUGUUCCAAUUACAUUCAGAGGCAACGAAGAGGUUGUGAUUAGGGAGGUAACAGAAAACUCUGGAUCCUGUGGAGAGCCAAAUCAUGAACAAAAGGAGCCCUAG